This is a messenger RNA of Microthlaspi erraticum, 1866 nucleotides long. NCBI's taxonomy places the organism in Eukaryota, Viridiplantae, Streptophyta, Magnoliopsida, Brassicales, Brassicaceae. The record is from the annotation of a GenBank genome assembly.
AUGAAGUGCAAGCCCAAGCUAGGUCUCUCCGUCUUCAUCUUCUUCUUCUACCUCGCGGCGGUGACUUCAGAUCUAGAUUCUGACCGGCGAGCGUUAGUCGCCAUCCGUAAAAGUGUUCGUGGCCGUCCGUUGUUGCUAUGGAACAUGAGUGCGUCUUCUCCGUGUUCCUGGCACGGGGUCUACUGCGCUGCGGGUCGGGUCACGGAGCUCCGAUUACCCGGAAAUGGUUUAUUCGGCUCUUUACCAAUCGGCGGGAUUGGUAACCUAACCCAGCUACAAACCCUGUCUCUCCGUUUCAAUUCGCUCUCUGGUCCAAUCCCAUCGGAUUUCUCAAACCUAGUUCUCCUCCGUUACUUGUAUCUCCAAGGUAACGCCUUUUCCGGCGAGAUUCCGUCGUUUCUCUUCACGCUCCCCAACAUAAUCCGAAUCAAUCUAGGGGAGAACAGAUUCUCGGGUCGGAUCCCGGAUAACGUCAAUUCCGCGACCCGGUUGGCUACACUCUACUUACAGAGGAAUCAGCUCACCGGUCCGAUCCCUGAGAUCACUAUCACGCUCCAGCAAUUCAACGUCUCUUCGAAUCAGUUAAACGGGUCGAUUCCGAAUUCGCUAUCGGGUUUUCCCGCAGCCGUUUUCGAAGGGAACACUCUGUGUGGGAAACCCUUAAACCCUUGUGAAGGCAUUGCCCCUUCCGAAAGCCCUAAUUCACCGCCGCCGCCGGGAAAGAAAGAUAGCGACAAGUUAUCCGCCGGAGCUAUCGCCGGAAUUGUGAUCGGAUGCGUUGUUGGUCUAUUGCUGCUUCUCUUGCUUCUGUUCUGCCUCUGCUGCAGAAAGAAAAAGAAGGAGGAGACCGUUCCAUCGACCAACGCCCAACGUACUGUCGCUGCUCCGACCACCUCCACCGCUGCUAUACCCAAGGAAACGGUGGUUGACGUGCCUCCGGCGAGCGGUGCGGUGAGUAAAGACUUGAUCUUUUUCGUGAAGUCUUUCGGGACAUUCGAUUUAGAUGGAUUGUUGAAGGCUUCAGCUGAGGUUCUUGGGAAAGGAACAGUUGGUUCUUCGUACAAGGCGAGCUUUGAUCAUGGACUAGUGGUGGCUGUGAAACGAUUAAGAGACGUUGUGGUGCCUGAGAAAGAUUUCAGAGAGAGACUUCAGGUUUUGGGAUCAAUGAGUCACGCCAAUCUCGUCACUCUCAUCGCUUACUACUUCAGCCGCGACGAGAAGCUUCUUGUCUUUGAGUACAUGUCUCGAGGAAGCUUGUCUGCCUUAUUGCACGGUAACAAAGGAAAUGGGAGGACACCGUUGAACUGGGAGACAAGAGCCGGUAUAGCCUUAGGAGCUGCAAGAGCGAUUAGUUACCUACAUUCGCGUGAUUCGACAACAUCUCAUGGAAACAUCAAGUCCUCAAACAUACUCCUGUCUAAUUCCUAUGAAGCUAAGGUCUCUGAUUACGGUCUAGCGCCUAUCAUUAGCUCCACAUCUGCGCCUAACCGUAUCGACGGGUACCGUGCCCCUGAAGUCACCGAUGCUCGCAAAAUCUCCCAAAAGGCUGAUGUUUACAGCUUUGGUGUCCUAAUUCUUGAACUACUCACAGGGAAGUCUCCAACACAUCAGCAACUGAACGAAGAAGGUGUUGAUUUGCCAAGAUGGGUCCAAUCGGUUACCGAGCAACAAUCGCCUUCUGAUGUGUUUGAUCCUGAGCUCACUAGGUACGAAACCGAGGGCAAUGAGAACUUGACCAGGCUGUUGAAGAUCGGUAUGAGCUGUACGGCUCAGUACCCCGAUAGUCGUCCUUCGAUGGCCGAAGUCACCAGGCUCAUCGAGGAGGUUUCGCGUUCGUCGGGAUCUCCAAAUCCGGUGUCCGACUGA